Messenger RNA from Ichthyophthirius multifiliis, 666 nucleotides. RefSeq lists its product as hypothetical. Gene Ontology annotation, molecular function: GTPase activity; GTP binding. Gene Ontology annotation, cellular component: Golgi apparatus. The record is from RefSeq and is a predicted model, not a curated record. Lineage: Eukaryota; Ciliophora; Oligohymenophorea; Hymenostomatida. The transcript is spliced from 6 exons.
AUGAACCAAUAUAAUUAUUUAUUUAAAUUCAUUUUAAUAGGAAACACGUGCGUAGGUAAAUCUUGCUUAUUAUCUUAAUUUACAGAAGGAAGAUUUAAAAAAGAGCAUGAUGCAACUAUAGGAGUUGAAUUUGGUUCUAAAAAUAUAUUAGUAAAUGAUACAGUAAUAAAAAUACAAAUAUGGGAUACAGCAGGUUAAGAAUCAUUUAAAAGCAUAACUCGCUCUUAUUAUAGAGGUUCAAUAGGAUCAUUAUUAAUUUUUGAUAUUACACAUAAAGAAAGUUUUGAUAGCUUGUAAAUGUGGUUAAAUGAAGUUAUUAAUAAUGCAAAUAAAAGCCUUUCUUUUAUUGUUAUUGGAAAUAAAAUCGAUUUAAUUGGAAAGCGUUAAGUAACAUAUGAAGAAGCUUAAUAAUUUGCAAAAGAAAAUAAUUUUAUUUAUAUUGAAACAUCUGCUUUAACGGGUGAGAAUGUAGAAAAUGCAUUUAAAUAAAUUGCAGAAGAAAUUUUAAAUAAAAUAUAAAAUAAGGAAAUUGAUCCUAAUAAUCAUAAUUCAGGAAUAAAAGUAGGAACAAAAUAAAAAUUUAAUACUUAAAACUAAAAUUAUAAUGAAAAUUUAACAUUAGAGUAAGAUAACUAGACAAAUAAAAAAAAUUAAUGCUAAUGUUGA